AUGGCGAGAGAUUCAUCCCUUUGCAUCAUACUAGUCUCUAUCUCCAUUUUAGCAUGGCUAUCGCCUUGUGAUGGCAACACCCCUGCCGGGAAUUGCUCAGAGUCUGAUAGGGAAGCUCUAAUUGACUUCAAAAAUGGCCUUCAUGAUCUCGAUAAUCGCCUGUCCUCGUGGCAAAGAAGCAAUUGCUGCCAGUGGCGAGGAAUAGGCUGCGAUGAGAGGACCGGAGGGGUAAUAAGCAUUGAUCUUCACGGCGACUCUGGUACGUGUGGUUAUUGGCUGAGUGGAGAAAUUAGACCUUCAUUAGUGCGACUCAAGUCUUUGAGAUUCUUGGACUUGAGUUCGAAUCACUUUUAUGGCAUUCCAAUUCCUGAAUUUCUUGGCUCUUUGGAGAACCUGCAGUACCUAAACUUGUCAAAAGCCGGGUUUGAAUGUGCAAUUCCUCCAAAUCUAGGAAAUUUGUCAAACUUGCAGUAUCUUGAUCUUUCUUCUGACUUUUCUGGCUUAAGUACUAAUAAUCUUGGGUGGAUUUCUGGUCUUGGUUCUCUAAAAUAUCUUGCGCUUGAUAAAGUGGACCUCUCAAUGGUCGGUUCCACGUGGAUCAAUGUGCUAAACCAGAUUCCGUCGUUGUCUGGGUUGCAUCUGUCCGAUUGUCGCCUAUCUGGUUCGAUAUCAUCACCUGGUUUGGUGAACUUCACUUCACUCGUUGUUCUGGACCUUAAAUCCAACAGAUUCGAUUCAGAGUUCCCUCAAUGGCUUGUGAAUGCAAGCAGCCUCGUUGGCGUUGACAUGAGUUACAGUGGUCUAUAUGGAAGGAUCCCUCUUGGUCUAGGCGAGCUGCCACGUUUGCAAAUACUAAUUUUAUCUGGUAACAAUAAUCUCUCAGUCAGUUGCACUCAAUUGUUCCAAGGAUCGUGGAAAAGGAUAGAAGUUAUGUAUUUGGCUGGUAACAAAAUACAUGGAAGACUUCCCACUUCCAUCGGGAAAAUGACCACUCUCAGUGAUUUUGACCUUUCUGAGAAUCUUGUCAAGGGAGGAAUACCGAGCUCAAUUGGUUCACUUUGCAGUUUAGUUAAUUUUGAUUUAUCCGACAAUAACUUGACAGGUACUUUGCCGGAAAUUUUGCAGGGGGGAUCUGAAACUUGUGAUUCCCUGAGUCCUCUGCCUAAUUUGAGGUACUUGAGACUGAGCAACAAUCGGCUAAGGGGUUAUCUGCCAAGUUGGGUGGGCCAACUUAAAAACCUCGAGAAACUUACCCUUGACCAUAAUUUUCUUGAAGGGCCGAUUCCUCCUCUUGGGACUCUGGAGAACCUCACCAAUCUGGGCCUUGGUAGGAACCGAUUAAAUUGGACUCUUCCCGUUGAUCUGGGACAGCUUUCCAAGUUGGACUAUUUAGACGCGUCUUACAAUCAUUUGUCGGGUAUACUAUCGGAAGACCAUUUUGCAAAUCUACGCAAGAUCGAGACCUUAGAUCUCUCAUCCAACUCUUUCACUUUAAAUGUCAGUGCCGAUUGGAUGCCUCCGUUCCAAGUCUGGGAACUUGGCAUGGGAUCGUGCCAGAUUGGUCCGUCUUUCCCUGCCUGGCUUAGACAUCAAAAUAGGAUCAAGCAUCUUGGUUUUUCAAAUGCCAGCAUUUCGGGGCCUGUGCCAAGCUGGUUUUGGGACAUUUCUUCCAAUCUUUCUCUCCUAAACAUGUCUCUAAAUCGGUUGCAAGGCCAAUUACCUAAUCCAUUGCCAGUACCUCGUUAUGCAGAAGUUGACCUCAGCUCUAACCUUUUUCAGGGACCCUUACCCCUUCCCACUUUUGAGAUUAAUUCGUUAGACCUCUCUAAUAACCAAUUUUCAGGUGGCAUUCCGCAAAAUCUAGGCAAAUACAUGUCAAUUUUGUUCUUCCUCUCCCUUUCAUCUAACAGAAUAACAGGUGGGCUCCCAGAAUUUUUAGAGAAUAUGCAAUGCAUUGAGGUCAUCGACUUAGCAAACAACAAUUUGAGUGGAAGCAUUCCUCCAAGCAUAGGGAACUGCUCAACACUAGAGGUACUCGACCUGCAAAACAAUUCUUUAUCUGGGUUGAUACCCGCGUCUUUGGGCCAAUUACAACAGCUUCGGUCUCUACACCUGAGCAACAAUAAGCUUUCAGGAGACCUUCCAUCUUCAUUCAAGAAUCUGUCGAGCUUAGAAACACUAGAUAUUGGCAACAACCAAUUGAAUGGCACCAUACCUAGCUGGAUGGCGGAGGGUUUCAUCAAGUUAAGAAUUUUAAGUUUGAGGUCCAAUGCAUUUUCUGGAGAAAUUCCUCAUGAGCUCUCAAGUUUGAGCUCAUUGCAAGUACUGGAUCUCGCAGAAAACAAUUUGACAGGUAACAUUCCUUCAAGCUUUGGAGAUCUUAAAGCAAUGGUGGAAGGGCGAGAAAGAAACGAGUACCUAUUCUAUGGGAAGUUCAGAGGUGUGUAUUAUGAAGAGAACUUCCUAGUGACUACAAAAAGCCAGCCCCAACUAUACACCAAGACUCUUUCCCUUGUCACUAGCAUAGACAUCUCCGGGAAUAAUUUAGAUGGAGAAUUUCCAGAAGAAAUUACUAAACUUGCUGGAUUGCUCAUUUUGAACUUAUCAAGGAAUGGCAUUGGUGGUGAAAUCCCUGAAAGCAUUUCGAGCAUGGGCCAAUUGGCAUCCCUUGAUCUUUCAAGCAACAGGUUUUCUCAUGCAAUCCCCCAAAGCAUGCUGUCACUGUCAUUUUUGAGUUAUUUGAACUUAUCCAAUAAUAAUUUCUCGGGCAAGAUUCCUUACACACAACAGAUGACGACAUUCAACCCUUCCUCAUUCUAUGGAAACCCGCAACUUUGCGGUGCUCCCCUUAAUGUCACUUGUCCAGCCAACGAACCUGACAAACCAGGGACAACCGAGGAUGGUGGCAGUGAUGAUGAGUUCAUCGAUCAAUGGUUUUACUUGAGCGUUGGCCUUGGAUAUGCUGUUGGUAUCUUAGUUCCAACCAUUGUCUUGCACAUCAAAAGUUCUUGGGCGGAGGCAUACUUUGAUCUUAUAGAAUUGCCGAAAGGUGGUUGCCGAUUGGAAACAGGAGGGCAAAGCUUCGAAGAAAUAGGCGACAAGGUUGAAGGUAAAUGGUUUUCGAUCCUUAUUCUAGAAGACUCGAACCCUUGA
Messenger RNA from Eucalyptus grandis, 3153 nucleotides. RefSeq names its product receptor-like protein EIX2. The record is from RefSeq and is a predicted model, not a curated record. NCBI's taxonomy places the organism in Eukaryota, Viridiplantae, Streptophyta, Magnoliopsida, Myrtales, Myrtaceae. The transcript has a single exon. Gene Ontology annotation, molecular function: protein binding. Bases 1 to 3153 code for a protein of 1050 amino acids.